AUGAGUGACGAAAAGAAUAAAAAAAACAAAAUAAAACUAAGAAAUGAAUUAUUAGAAUUUGAAAAUGAAUACUACGACAAUAUAAAAAAGAAAAUAGUCAGAACUCGUCGAACAAAAAUAAUAGCAACUGUAAGUUAGGAUAGAUAUACUACAUAUGAUUAAAUUAAGGCUUUAUAUAAAUCAGGAGUCAAUUCUUUUUUAAUUAAUAUGUCUUAUUGUCAUAAAUAAUUUAUUACAUAAAUUUCUUUAUGGAGAAAUUAAUUAGAAGAAGAAUUUAAUACUUUUAUUCCUAUUACAUGUGUUUUAAAAAGCAAUUUAGCUAGAAUAGGCUUUUUACAAUAAGCAUAGAUAUUUUUAAAAAAAGAUUAAGAAUAUAGAUUAAUAUUAAAAAAAGAUAUAUUAGGUGAUUAAUAUAUAUGUAGUAUAGAUUAAUUAAAUAUAAAGAGAAAUUUAGUAAUAAACUCAAAAAUAAUAAUUGAUUAUGGACUAGUAUCGUUAACAGUAAUAAAGCUUGAGAAAAGUAGUGACACAUUGAAUUAUUUAAAGGAGAAUUUCCCAAAUGAAAUUCAAUAUUUAAACGGAAAAUUUAAAAAAAAGCAGAAAAUUUACACUACUUAAAAUAAAAAUGGUGAAAAAAAGCCUUAAAUCUAUGAUGUUAUAGUAUGUAAAGUAGACGGUGAUUGUUUUUUAAAAAGCUAUAAACCAAUUUUUAUUUAAAAAAACACAAACCCAAACGAAGAAGAGGAUAAUAAUACAGAAGAAGAAAACGAUCUCAUAUAGUAAAAAGACAAAGAAGAUAUUAAAAUAGCCCUACAAAACGACAUUGACUGUAUUUGUAUUGCCAACGUAGAAAACAGUGAUGAUUUAAAAUACGCUCGAGAACUACUAAACGAUAAAAAUAUUAAAUUAAUAGCUAAAAUAUAGAACUAAGCUGCCGUAAAAAACUUUGAUGAAAUCAUAAAAGAGGCCGAUGCUUUAAUAAUAGCUCGAGGAUAUUUGACUGUAUAAAUCCCUGUUGAAAAAUUACACUAUAUACAGAAAGAAAUGUUUCAGAAAUGUAUUUAAUAGAGAAAAAUAGUGAUGGUUUCUUGUAAUAUCUUAGAGUGUAUGGUUUCUUCACUAUUACCUAUGACUUGUGAAGUUGGAGAGAUUUUCAAUUUAGUAAGUGAGUGUGUAGAUAAUAUUAUAUUGUCAUCCGAGACUGCUUUUGGGAAUUUUCCAGUUUAGGCAAUAGAAACUUUAUCUAGAAUCUGUAUAGAAACUGAAGCUAAUUAAAUUUUGAAAAAUAAAGAAGAAAAAAAAAUAAAGGAAAUUUAGACUUUUUUAAGCACUCUUAAAUAACUAAUACAGUUGUAUAUUCAGCUCUUGAAGCAUCUUAUAAUAUAUAAGCCAGUUUAAUAGUAGUAUUUAGCUCGACUGGAAAUACUGCACUUAAAUUAUCAAAAUUAAGGCCUCCUUGUCCUAUUAUUGUUAUUACUUCAUGUAAAAAAUUGGCAAGAUAUAUUAAUUAUCUAUCCUCUGUUAGUACUAGAGUGUUUAAUUCACUAAGUGGAAGUUAGGAAUUAGUAAGAAAAGUGA
Molecule: messenger RNA, 1578 nt
Organism: Ichthyophthirius multifiliis
Lineage: Eukaryota; Ciliophora; Oligohymenophorea; Hymenostomatida
Product: pyruvate kinase, putative
Exons: 2
Biological process (GO): glycolytic process
Cellular component (GO): cytoplasm
Molecular function (GO): potassium ion binding; magnesium ion binding; pyruvate kinase activity
Source: RefSeq, a predicted model, not a curated record